AUGUCAACCACGAAUGGCCACCAUGAUCAGACCACCAGCCUUCCUACCUUCACCUCUGUCCGCGAACCUUCGAAACGUCAGCAUAGCUAUCACAGCCAUGUUGCCUCAAGCGAGGCUAGCUCUAGUAGAAGUGCUGUGGAACGGAGUCAUACGCGAAGCGAGAACGAUGGGCAUGGCACCAAUGGCGGCAGCAACAUCUUGUGGAAGGACCAGAUGACCAAGGAUGACGAGGCCGAUCGUCUGCCACAGCAGAACAACACGAUCAGACGGACUAAGAGAGCAUCUGGCGGCUUUCUGCUUGAUACUUCCCCAUCCUCAUCGCGCUUAUCCCGAUCUAUUCAUCCCCCAAAGGAUACCAAAGGAAAGGAAAAGACCGGAGCACAUGGGUUUCCUAUACCGCGGCAGAGAGUUCAACUCGAUGGCCACGACUCUAGAUCGUCGCAGCGAAUAUCUUCUCAUACCUCUGAUGUGCAACCGGACACCCUACACCAAGACCGUUUGUCUUUCGAUCCCAAUGCUGCAGGUCUCGAUUCGUAUGAUUUUCAGCAGAGUGGUUUGAUAGAAAGCUAUCCGAGCGCUCCCUCUGGACAGCGCAAUCCUUCCUAUGGCUUUGACACAGAUCCUACACAAAUAGUGGAAAUGGCUUUGCGCCUUAAUGAAGGUCGCAGACGACAACAAUCCGCAAGACGACUCGUAUCGACCCCUAUCGAACCACGACGUGUAAUUUCUACUGCUGUCUCCAGCCCUCUAAGAUCUUUCUCGACUGCUCAACGAAAUCCAAGCCUUCAUACAAGUGAGGUAGCGAGUGCUUCCCUCGGGCAACAAGACUCCUCGCCUGAGCAAGAUCUGGACAACUUAUCAGAUAACAUGCAGAUUUCAAGAGCUACUCAAAACCGAGUCAGCAAGGCCAAAACAUACUUCGAACUCGCUUAUGAGCAUCGACGAUUGCUCUCCCAUCUGCCUCCUCUACGCUCGCCAGAUGUCAAUUUCGAUCCUCAGAAACCUGGCUACGAUAGCAGGAGUUACAACCCUCUACAGUACUGUCGGAACAGGAAGUUGAGGUUUCGCGAAAGGCAACCUAGAAAUUCCGAAGGAGAAGGUUGGCAUGACGUUCUCAAGGUCCGCGCAUGGGUCGAUGCUGUAAUUAGUAGCCAUGUUGAGACCAGACACGAUCCUCGCGAGUGCGUUCGCUUGCCACCAUUGACUCUACAUGAUAAAGAUGACCAAGACGAGGAAGAGUGGAAGGCCAAAGCUGCCACCAAUGGCAAGCCUCGCAGGCCAAAAUCAGACUGGGUCACCCACCCUGGCGACAUGCUGGCUGAUCAGUGGUGGACAGAGCAGGGCUUGAACAAGCAGAAGAUCUACAAUUGCAACAAUGAGCCCAUCUUUCCACCUGGAACAAAAUUUCGCUUCUCGGGUUGGCGCAAUCGCACUCCCGUCGACGUGCCGGAAGAGCUCAAAUCGUCCUCGCCUGAACUCUCUCCCACUAUUGACAGAAAAGACUCGAUUCCUGCUCCCCCAGAUUUGCCGGUUUUCGAGUCCGCUCACAAGGAUCAUGGCUGGGGACGAGCAAGGUCCAAGUUUGGCCACGCUCUUAACAAGAAGUCGCAAAAUGCUAAACAAAAAGUCGGCGACAUAUUCGAUACUAGUAGUGAAUCGUCGAGUAGCGACGGAGAGCGCAGGCAGUCCAGGGGCAGGAAACGUUUGACGAAGCGUCAUGAGAAAUUUGACAUCCCAGACGGCGAUCCGUUCGCACAUGCAGUACAGCCUAAGCUAAUCGCGCAUGAGGCCACAUCGAGCCUCAAUUCCUCGAAGCGUGGUUCUCGUCACGACUCAAUAAAUCACGCCAAUCCCUCGAAGAAGCAUCAUCGAGAUGGUCCUUUGAUUCGAUCUGACCAUAUUGAAGAUGAGAAACACAGACUGGGCAAACGUCGCGCUUUCCUCAGCAACAUCAGACUCGAUUCGGACAACGAGCGUGGCCGAAGCUCUUUCGAUUAUGAAUCCACUGCACCACCUACGCCUGCUAUACCAAGCAUUGCCAUCAAUCUGUCUCCUCCGGUCAGCCGAUCACCUUCACCAGGCACAAAGCACAAAAACUCAUUCUUUAGCGUUGUGAAGGACAAGAUACCUGGAGUGAAAGACAAGGUUGAUCAUACCGAUUUCGCAGCAGAUAUAAGCUCGCAGAGGUCGAAAGACAGAUCACACUCGCGCCCUCACAUUUUUGAUGUGUCCAGGGGUACCAGCCCAAUGAGCGGAAACGUAGGCAGAGGUACAAGUCCGUUCACUCGCUACCGGACGAGGGCUUCGAUCGACGAGUCGUCACUAUCGACUACUGAACCGCAUAGCAGUACGUUCAGCAAAGCUAAUAUCAGAACGACUCAAGCAGCCGCGCAACGACCGCAUCGUGUUCGUGGCAUAUUUAAAGGUGGUCGCAUAGCUGAGCUUGUUGGCAAUGAGGUGUCUAGGGUAGGAGACUUCAUCUGGAAGAGAGAGCCACCACGUCGUAGUGACAUGACUGAAGAGGGAUCGACCUCUGGCUACGAGUCUGAAUCGGACGAACUGACCGAUCAGGUCGAUCAGGAACCCAAAGCUGCAACUCAUCUUGAUAGACAUCAUGCUCAGCGCUCUCCCACUGGUGGGCAAGCUGCCACACCUGGUUCUCCUGCUGCAAGUCCCGAAACCAGGGACCUGCCGCAAUAUCACAUACAAGGACUGCCAAAUUUCACAUCGCCCUUUCAACGUGAUCGCGAUGAGCAGGAUCGUAAGAAACGACCUCGCAGCCCAGGUGGAACACCACGAAUAUACGAGCCAGCAGACGUGAAUGACGAGAUCGAUCCUGUAUCGACAGGCGCUGCUGCCAGGCGCGCGGAUAAAUCACCUCGUUUUGGCCGCCUUGCGCCUCCCAAGUUGGACAUCCAGGCGGCGACGCCAGAUGGUCGCCGACGUGGGAGCUAUGGCUUUGGUACUGCUCUCAAUCUUAACCGUACGAGAAGUGCAUCGGAAAUUUUCAACAACGCUAUUGGCGGUGAACCAGCUCGCUCAAAAAGUCCAAGCUAUUCUCGCCCCAGCUCCCAGUCACGUUUUCCUUCUCGCUCCGGUGCAGAACUCAGACGCACUGAUAGUGGGGAGUAUGGUGGCCGGACUGGCAAACCCGUUACUGACCGUGACGUUCACCGUGUGCGCUCGUUGUUGGUCACCCUGGCUAUCAAAGCCACUAACAUUGCUGACUUGUGCGAUGCGGUCCCAAAUCCACAAUCGCAGUUCCUAUACUCUGCUUUUCGAAGCACAGGUGCGACGAGCGAAGAAAUCCGCAAACACUUCCCUAUUCGCAGACGCGAUGAACACUUCGUUGCAGGUCAGCAUCUCGUGUCACACCUUGGUAAGCAGGGUAAUAUCUUCAACGAUCGGCUCACCCACUUUACGAGCCAUACCAGCAACAAUUUACACAAAGAAAUACAGAUAUUGGAGGACAAAGCUGACAGUGCGCUAUUUCCUCGCUUGCAAAAAUUGAGCGAUACUGCUGGUCAGCUAGCACAGAAACUGACCACGACCUCGACGCUCGCCGUUAAAAGUGUCAACGACGAAGUCAGCGAGGCGAUGCGACUCAAGAGAAGAGGCACCAUACGCUUCAGUCGCUGGCUUGGUUAUAAGUUGAUGGAGAUUGGGGUCGUGAGUGCUUUGUGGUUGAUAUGGUUCGUUGUUACAGUAAUACGCUUCGCCCUGGGAACUAUCAGAGGAGUCUGGGUUGUGGUUGCUUGGCUGUUUUGGUUGCGGUGA
Molecule: messenger RNA, 3777 nt
Organism: Lithohypha guttulata
Lineage: Eukaryota; Fungi; Ascomycota; Eurotiomycetes; Chaetothyriales; Trichomeriaceae
Exons: 1
Coding region: 1-3777 (1258 amino acids)
Source: RefSeq, a predicted model, not a curated record